Messenger RNA from Plenodomus lingam JN3, 1539 nucleotides. RefSeq lists its product as uncharacterized. The record is from RefSeq and is a predicted model, not a curated record. NCBI's taxonomy places the organism in Eukaryota, Fungi, Ascomycota, Dothideomycetes, Pleosporales, Leptosphaeriaceae. Gene Ontology annotation, molecular function: catalytic activity. Gene Ontology annotation, biological process: base-excision repair.
AUGGCCAGAGCCACGCGAAGCUCUGCUGUCAAAGCUGAGUCUACCCCUUCUGCCCAGACUAUGAUGCCGGAUCCAAUGCAACUAUCUAGUCCACCGGCCACCCCGGUGCGACGCAACAUGCGCAAGAGGAAGACAAUCAAGGUCGAUGAGCCUACUAAGACAUUGUCCAAAACGACCCCCAUAACGCCUAAGAGCAACAAGCGAGCUAAGAAGUCAGCGAUCAAAGAGGAAGACAUCAAUGACCUUCCUCACAACCUCGGUGCAAUCCCAGAUCUAUUCGUCGAGCAAGAGGUAGACGAGAAGACAUCUUCCGCAAAGCAACCAAGGAAAAGGUCUAUCAAAGCGACUCGACGAAGAGCCGAGAAAAUCAAAGAUGUCGUCGCCAAAGCCACUUCCACGGUUCAAGACUCCCCAAAGAAGAAGGAAAAGGUAAAGAACAGCAAUUACGGUCUUACUCCUGGUCACACACCUUACCCAAACUACCCUCAUCCUACUCCUGAAGAAUGCGAAGAAGUGACUCGCCUUCUCUCCAAAGUCCAUGGCAAAGUUCAGGCUCCCAAAACCAUUCCUACGCCCUCUCUUGAAGUCUCUGGCUGCGGUGAAGUUCCAUCUGUCCUUGACGCACUGAUUCGCACCCGCCUUUCAGCCGCAACAUCAGGCACGAACUCAUCGCGUGCAUUCGCAGGCCUGGUGUCCAAGUUUGGAAUCCUGAAAGAAGGCGUAGGGAAGGGAAGUGUAGACUGGAACAAGGUAAGGCUCGCGGACCAAAAAGAAGUCUUCGAAGCCAUCAAGAGCGGCGGUCUCGCCGACGUCAAGAGCAAAGACAUCAAGAAGAUACUACAGAUGGUAUGGGAAGAAAACCAGGCACGUCGCGAAGAACUCAUCUCGAAGGAAGCGACUGGCUCCAAGGGCGAAGCAGCAAAAGAUAAGGAAAAUGAGAUAGAAAAAGCAGAGAGCAACAUCGUCUCCCUCGACCACCUACACGGUCUCUCCUCGGAAGACGCCUUCACGGCCUUGACAAAGUAUCCCGGUAUCGGCCCCAAAACAGCAUCCUGCGUCCUCCUCUUCUGUCUCCAGCGCCCUUCCUUUGCAGUAGACACGCACGUCUUCCGCCUCUGCAGAUGGCUCGGCUGGGUCCCUCCACCCGGUGAUUCCCGGGGUCUUGCACCAGGAGCAAAAGGCACGUUUGCAGGGCCGACGCGCAAUUCAACGUACGCGCACUGCGAAGUCCGGGUCCCAGACGACCUCAAGUAUCCGCUACAUCAGCUGCUGAUCAAGCACGGAAAGACGUGUCCGAGGUGUAGGGCGAUUACGGGAGAGGGGAGUGAAGGGUGGGAGAAGGGAUGUCCGAUUGAGCAUUUGGUGAAGAGGGAUGGGGUUCGCAAGGGUGGCGAGGCUGGUUCGCCAGUCAAGGGGGGUGCAGGCAAGUCGAAGGGGGGGAAGAAGGUGGUGGAGGAGUGGGAGAGUGAUGCUGGAAGUAGCGAGUUGAGUGAUUUGGUCAGUGAUGCCGAAGAGGAAGUUUCCGAAAGCGAGGAGUAG